Molecule: messenger RNA, 2598 nt
Organism: Besnoitia besnoiti
Lineage: Eukaryota; Apicomplexa; Conoidasida; Eucoccidiorida; Sarcocystidae
Product: transporter, major facilitator family protein
Exons: 12
Coding region: 1-2598 (865 amino acids)
Biological process (GO): transmembrane transport
Cellular component (GO): membrane
Molecular function (GO): transmembrane transporter activity
Source: RefSeq, a predicted model, not a curated record
AUGGGAACGUCUCGCGUCGCACUGAGUCUCCCGCCGCAGCCCGCUUCUUCACUCCCCUCUGCGCUUCCUGCGUACGCGUCUUCCGCCGCCGCAUUCGCCGCUGCGGAGUACUACCCCUCGGCUCGGUCAGACAAGUGCGAGGCGCGCAAGAGUGCGACGCAUCUCGUCCUGUAUCCAUCCGCCUCUCCGGUGAUCGCGCCCAAGGCCACGACGCUCGCGCCAGUCUCUCUUCAGGCGACCCACGACGCCGGUGCGGGGGACUUCGCGCGCGACUGUUUCUCAGAGGCGAAGUACGACCCAAGCAGUCACGCCACGCCGUUUUACGCAGUCCCGCGACACCCCGUGGGGGAAAGCUCGACGCCCGCGAUGUCUCAGCCGGUGGUGACGGACGCCCGCCGCGCGACGAUGCUUCAGCAGCACGCGGCGCUCAGCCACCACGCAGCGACGCGUCUUCCUGCAGACUCCGCCGCCUCUGCGCACUCGCCGCAGACUGCUGAGCCUGGUUUCUACUCGACCGCUACGCCUCCGCCGCCCUGCUGCCCGCCGACGCCUGAAUCUGGCUUCUACGCACACUGCGAGGGCUCCAGCGCAGCAGCUGGUGCAAUGUUCAAGUCGGGUCAGAGUUCCGCCUGCUUUGCGCGCAACGCGCAGACGACUACGGCCGCCUCCGCGCCUUCCAACUCGCUGCCUUCUUCCCGCAGGAACAGCGGCUCCUGGGCUCCUCUCUCGUUCCCCCAGCACCUCGUCCGCGUCGUUCCCCAGCCUGCCGGAUACCAACCGCUUCCCACUGGAUACUCGAUGCCUGUGCAGCCCUACUCGCCGUCCUGCGCGUACGCGCCCUUGCAGGGGGAGCCGAUGGCGGCCGGCGAAGGCGCGCGUCCUGCCUUUUACUCCGCGCCGGCGCCAGCGUGUCCCUUCGCCCACGCCAAGGAGUCGCAGAGCGCGUCGGCGGCGAGCGGCGUGCGAGGGCUCCCGCGCGGAAGCGGAGCCGCAGCCGAGGAGCCGCGCCGUAGUCUCUUCAGCACGUCCUCUGCUGGAGACAACUCGCAGCAGCUGACGGCGCUGCUGCAAGGCGACAGCGAGCGGACGCAGCGCACGGCGCUCGGGGCGCGCCGCGCGGCAGGAGACAGCCUCUCUCCCUCCGCGGGGACUGUAGGGUAUCUGCCACUGGUGUGCAUGCUUUUCAUGUCGAUCAUGUGCAACUUCGAUCACGGCGUGAUCCCCGCCGUCCUCGGCGACAUCCAGGAACACUUCACGCAGAUGGGGUUCGUCGAGCAGAGUCUCCUCGGCUCGCUCGUCUACUUCGGCCUCAUCGUCGGCACCUUGUUUGCAGGCGUGUCAUACCAACAUCUGGGGGCGAAGUGGCUGCUGGUCGCCUCGCUGACUUGCCUCAGCGCGUGCCUCUAUCUGUUUGCAUCUUCGUCGAGUCUCGCGGUGAUGUAUGUCAUGCGUUUCUGCAUCGGCCUCUGCCAAGCCCUGCCUGUAGUCUACAUCCCGGUUUGGGUUGACGCCUUCGCGCCCGAAGGUCAAGUCACGCGCUGGAUGGCGUUUACGCAGCUUGGAGGCAUUGGAGGGACGGUCCUCGGCUACUUCCUCGGCGGUGUGCUUUCGAGGUUCCACGGGGCGAACAUCUUCGGCCUCGCGGCCACUUCCUGGCGGACGCCGUUCACGAUUCAGGCCAUCGCCUUGCUGCCGCUGCUCUGCGCCCUCACGUGCCUCUCCGCCAAGACCGUCAACCUGCCGCCCUCCAGCUACGCGCACCCUGAUCCGGAGCGUGAAGCAGGCUUGAGCUCGAUCGCCGAAGUGGAUCCAGAGGCAGGCGAAGGGUCAUCACCGGUGCAGUCCAUCUGGCGCGUGCUUGAAGCGUCGCUGAAGGGCGUGCGGAGUCUCUUGAAGAAUCCGCUCUAUGUCAUCAUCACCCUCGGCAUGAGCACGCUAUACUUUGUCGUCACGGGCAUCCAGUUCUGGGUGACAGAGUACAUGAUCGUCGUCCUGAAAUUCAACAAAAUCACCGUCGUCGUUCUCUCCACGCUCUGUUUCCUGACUGCGCCCACUUCUGGAGUGUGGUGCGGCGGCUACGUUUGCGAUCUCUGCGGAGGGUACCGCGGCGGGCAGCAGCGCACAGCUGUUCGCGUGGCGACGGUCUUUGCGGGCGUCGCGGCACUGCUGGCGGUGGCGUGCGUAUACGUGGUGAACAUCGCCCUCUUCGCCUUCCUGCUGUGGGGAUCGCUCUUCUUCGGCGCCGCGCUAGUGCCGGUCGCCGUCGGCAUGCUUCUCUCCUCUGUGCCGGUCCAUCAGCGCAGCCUCUCUUCCGCCGUCUCUCAGUUCGCGUAUCAUGUCUUUGGCUGGUUCGCCGCGCCCCUUGCGAGCGGCGCUGUAAUGGACAUUGUCGAUACCUGGCAAAUGCACCAUGCAGCCUUCCAGGCCUCGAAGGAGCUGCCGCUGGCGGUCGGUUUCUCGAUGAUCUUAUGCGUGAGCGUUCUCGGCUUUGGAUUCUUUGCGACCGCGAAUCUGCUGACUCUGCCCUCUGAGAAGAUUGAGAAGGAAGAAGUGGAGCUGCAGUUGGCCCGGAGUCGCCUUCCGACUCUCUCCUUCUAA